UGACAUUAUUUAGAGAUAUCACUUGACGUCUUGUCAAAUAAAAUUGGCUAUAGCAGAAAUUUGUUUGUUAAUUACUAGGAAUUCUCAUUUUUAUGGUUUUUAUUAGAAAUUAAUUCAAUGGCAUCACGAAUCCAGUCAACAGCACGUCAACUAUCUAAAACCUUCAAGAAAAAAAGUAGGUUUGAUAUUGGUAUUGCUUCGGAAUUGCCAACUGCUUACAAGAAAUUCUGGCACGAAUGGAAAGUCUUAAAGCCCGUUGCUGUCCACUACAUCCCUCAAGAAGGGAAAUGGAAACGUGAUGACCUAACUGGAGAGAUAUUACCUAUACAGAACAUCCCGAUACCAUUGAAGUAUCCGAAUGAGAUUCACGAAGGAAUAUGGGGUGGAGAAGCUGUUGUGAAAGGCUUUCAGAAACGCGACCCGCGACGACGCAGAGUACCCCACUACUGGGUGCCUGUGAUAAAGAGGACUGUAGUCAAGUCUGAGGUGCUGAAUACCCACCUUUCGGUCACAGUCACCGACCGUACCAUUAGUUUGAUCAAUGAUCAUUAUGGUUUUGAUCACUAUUUAUUGAAGACACCAGCAUGUGACCUAGUAUCCAUGUUAGCUUUGAAGUUAAAGAAACAAAUACUAACGGAGUUGAUGAAUGGAUGCCCUCGGUAUGCACAUGAUCCUGAGAGGCAGAAAGCUGUUUAUGAGGAGUAUAAAACUUAUUUGUCAUCCUACACUCCAGAAGAAAUAGAAUGGUAUGGACUGUCAUGGUAUGAAGCCCUGUGUAAGCUAGCCAAACAGAAGGAGGCGGCUAAUAGGCCUGUCCCUUUAAAAAAUAUGUACAGAAAAAAUCUAGUAGAGAAGUUAAAAGCAGCAGGAAUAGAAGCAGCAAAGACACCUGAUGAACUGUCAAACACAACAUCAUGGCUUUCAAAGAUGAAUCCGUUUGGUAAAAAAGAUGAAGCUUAGCUACUCUUUGACUUGAUGUGAAAAUCAUUAAAAUUGUUGUUUUAGCAAAAUGUAACAUUUCUAGUAGAUGUGUUUAUUGCCAGAGAUAGUUUUAUUUAGAAUAAAUAGGUGUUACAAUUAAA
Trichoplusia ni (cabbage looper) is the source of this 1082-nucleotide messenger RNA. It is a transcript of the gene mRpL28, whose product is annotated as 39S ribosomal protein L28, mitochondrial. Bases 118 to 960 code for a protein of 280 amino acids. NCBI's taxonomy places the organism in Eukaryota, Metazoa, Arthropoda, Insecta, Lepidoptera, Noctuidae. The transcript has 5 exons. Gene Ontology annotation, cellular component: mitochondrial large ribosomal subunit. The record is from RefSeq and is a predicted model, not a curated record. Gene Ontology annotation, molecular function: structural constituent of ribosome.